CGUCUUAAUUGAAUAAAAGCAUAAAUUGAUAACGAAAGUAAUUAUUAAUUCAAACAUAAUAAUUAUAUAAAAACGCAUAUAAUAACAAUAAUAAUAAUAAUAAAAUUAAAAAUUAAAAAGUAGAAAAAAAAAAUUAAUAAGCAAUAUUUAUUUAAAAUAAUUACAUAAUUACAAACACAAAUAUACGUAACAUACUCAAAAAAAAAAAAAACAGAAGGCUAAAAAUAAAUACAAAAUAAAUUGAAUAAUCAGGGCAUGAGCCAUACUCCUAAAAGUAAAAAAAUUGAUGAUAAUGAGUGCAGCGGGCCAAGACCACCAGUACCUGGGGAAGAAUGCCGAUCUAAGAAGAUGACCGAAGGGGUUCCGGAAUCUUCAAGGAAUUCACCACCAUCUUAUUUAAAUUGGGCUCGUACAUUAAAUCAUUUACUAGAAGAUAGAGAUGGGGUUGAAUUAUUUAAAAAAUAUGUGGAGGAGGAAACCCCAAUGUAUAAUGAUUAUUUAAAUUUUUACUUUGCUUGUGAGGGUCUUAAACAACAAUCCGAUCCUGAAAAAGUCAAACAAAUUAUAGGAGCAAUUUAUAGAUUUCUUCGUAAAAGUACAUUACAUGUUUCGGAAGACCUUAGACGUACAAUAAAAGCUGGCUUAAAAAAUGAAAUUCAACUUAGCCCAAAUAUAUAUGAUUCUCUACAGUAUAAUGUCGAAGAUGUUAUACGAGAGAAAAUUUAUCCAAAUUUUAUAUGUUCUGAUAUGUAUUGUAAUUAUGUGCAAAGAAUGUCCGCAAUACAACAGGAAAGAACAUUUAGCGGAAGUGGAGGUGGUGGUGGUGGAACAACAACUGGAAGCGGUAGUUCUGGUGCAAGUAGCGUAGCUAGUAUAAGUUGUGGUAGUGGUAGUAAUGUUGCUGCUGGUAUUGUAACAACAAAUCCAAGUGUAUCAAUAUUAACAACUAUUAGUAAUAUAGUAUCAACAAUGUCACCAACACAUACUGUUGCGGCAGCAAUUGGUGCUGCAACAACAAGUAGUGGUAUUAGUACAAGUGGUGGAGGUGGUAUAUUACCAUCUGGUGGAUUUUAUGGACCAUCAACAUCAGCUAGUUCGAGUGGUUCAAUUAGUGCAACAGAUACAUUACCACGUAGUUCAACAUUACCAACAUUACAUGAAGAUACUGAAUUAUCAAUGUCAGAAGAUUUUGAAACAAUAAGAAUUUGUACAGAAAUAAGUAGUCGUAGUGUUGGUGGUGGCGGUGGCGGUGGUAGUGGUAUUACAAGUGGUAGUGUUGCUGGUACUAGUGGAACGAUUCCAGGUGGUAGUAAUAAUAGUAGCGGUGCUGCUGAUAUGCCAUUAAGAUUAACUAGAGAUUUAUUAUUGGCUACACAAAAACGACGUUUAGAAAUUAGGCCACCAGGAGCCCAUGGUUAUAUAUUUAAAGCAAAUCCACAAACAAUUUCAUAUAAUCCGUGUUCACGAAUUGAUUCAGAACGUGCUAGUGUUAGUUCUGGCGGAAGAACUGAUUCUGAUACAAUGUCUUUAUCAAGUUGUUCAAUUGAUGGACGGCCAUUUGUUUCGAGAAGGCAUAAUACAUCAGAAAGUAAAGCGAUUCGGCAAAGUGCUUUAGUUAAUAAAGAAACAAAUCCACUACAGGUUAUUCCUAGAACACAAAGAUUACAUUCAAAUGAGCAUAGGCCACUUAAAGAAGAAGAAUUAAUUGCCUUAUUAAUACCAAAAUUAGAAGAGGUGAAAAGAAAACAAGAUAUUGAAGAGAGAGCACGAAGUGAGCGUUUUUCGGAUGACUCAACAUUAACUGGUUUCGCUAGUGAUAGAGAAUUAGCUGAAGUUAUACGACAAAAAUUAGCUUUAGAAGAGGAUAAUGAUCAGGAUAUAUUAGAUCAACAUGUUUCACGUGUUUGGAAAGACUUAACACCGCACAGAUCACCUGGUACAGUAUCGCCAUGUCCCCCAUUACCGUCAAGAAGGCGGACUACUACACAAGAUUCUGGGAUGUUAAGUGAUUGUGCUAUGAGUACAGGGGGGCAUUCAAUGCGACAUUCAAAAUCAAUGCCUGAACAUAGUUCCUCGUUGAAGAAGCUUACUAAUAAAUGGCCUUCAACGAAUACAGAUAGUGGAAUUAGUUUAUUUUCAGCGGAUACUCUUAUGAAGUACAAAGAUACCAGUUCAAGACCUGGUUCAAGUACAGCCUUUCAACUUGAAGAGGCAAAAAGAAGACUGGAAGACGAGACUAGAAGAUCUCGUCGUUACCCACAACCACAACAACAACAACAGCAAACGCAGCAACAACAACAAUUAUUUAGUAGCAGUAGUAGUAGUUUACUCCCAACAAUAUCACAACAACAACAAUCAAUGAGUAGCAGUAGUAGUGGAAGUAGUAGUUUGCAUCAAUUACAUCAACAGCAACAAAUACCACCUCCUUUACCAGCAAAAUCACAUGAGACCACAACGGUUGUAUUUUCUUUUUGUGAUGAAGAAUUUCCAUAUAGGACGAAAAUUCCUGGUACUCAACCAACGUUAAAACAAUUUAAAGAUUACUUACCUAAAAAAGGCAAUUUUAGGUUUUUUUUUAAGACUCACUGUGAAGAUCCCGAUAGUCCGGUUAUUCAGGAAGAAAUUGUUAAUGACUCAGAUAUUCUACCAUUAUUCGAAGGUAAGGUUAUGGGUCUUGUUAAGCCAUCCGAUUAAGUUUUAAGUUCUCAUUAAAGAAAAAAUAUAUGUUUUUCAUUUUGUAAGUAAUUGUAGAUUAAAAACAAGUAAUGAUUAAUAAUAAUUAUUUAAUUGAUAAUUUAAUAAAACAGAAAAUGCAAGUAAAAGCAUUAAAAAUAAUCUUGUAGUCAGUUUUUAUACUAUUUUUAUUAAAUAGUAAAUAAAAUUAAAAAACAAACAAAAAUUAAGCAAGUUAGUAUUAAGAAAACAAAAAAAAAAAAAGUUAAAAAAUUAGAUCGAACAAAAAAUUAAUGUAAAAAAUUUUAUACAUUUAAAUCAAAAGAAUUUAAGACAGAAAUACAGUAGAAUCUAAUUUUAUUGAAAAAAUUUUUUUGGACAAUAAGAUCCGUUAGCAAUCAGUAAGCCUAAUUACACAAGAAAAAAAAAAAAAAACAAUUUAAAAUUAAAUAAACUUGAUCGUUUCACGAAUUGGCUUAUACAAAUUCUAUUUUAAUAUAUAGAAUUCAGGCAAUAGGCAAAUUUUUCAUUAAAAACUAAUUAUAAGCUAUUUGAAAUAUUCAACAUUGCUUAAUUUGUAUGUAAUGAAGCUUAAAUUAAAGCUUUACGGGUCUAUGAUUCUUGAAGAGAUUUUAUAUUCUAGAAAAUUAUUCUAAACCAAAAAUAUUAAAUCAAAUUGGGAAAAUAAUAACUGAUUCAUUUUUGUAUAUUUUAUUUUUAACUUUUUAAUUUUGAAAAAGUUUGAAGACAAUUUUCUAAUCGAACUCAUAUAUAC
Condylostylus longicornis is the source of this 3448-nucleotide messenger RNA. It is a transcript of the gene Axn, whose product is annotated as axin. The record is from RefSeq and is a predicted model, not a curated record. The coding region runs from base 256 to 2694 and encodes 812 amino acids. NCBI's taxonomy places the organism in Eukaryota, Metazoa, Arthropoda, Insecta, Diptera, Dolichopodidae. The transcript is spliced from 10 exons. Gene Ontology annotation, biological process: negative regulation of canonical Wnt signaling pathway.